AUGGUGCACAUUUUAGGACUUGUCUCUACUAAACGAGGAAAAAUAACGAUUGCUCUUGUUGCUGCUUCUAUUCUUGUUGUAUCCGGUGUUAUUAUUGGCCUCGUCUUUGGUUUAAGAAAAUGUACGUAUACAGUUUUAGUUUUAUCAAAAAACUUUGCUUUUCCUGAUACUGAUGAAACUGUAUGUGGUUCCAGUCAUGAAACUUAUGUUAUCAAUGGUUCAUCUAUUUUGGGCAAAUAUCCUCGAGCAGCUGUAGCAGUUGAUAAUAUUGAAUGUUCAAGAAUUGGACGUGGUAUAUUAGAAAAAAAUGGUUCAACAAUGGAUGCUGCUUUGGCAGCUGCUAUUUGUAAUGGUGUUUUAAAUGCACACUCAAUGGGUAUUGGUGGUGGAUGUGUUAUAACCGUUUAUUCAAAGAAACGAGACAAAGCAUAUAGUAUUAUUGGUAGAGAAGUAGCAGCAUCUGGCGCUAAUGAAACAAUGUUUGUUGGCAGACAAAAUAUGUCAGAGUUCGGUGGAUUAGCUAUUGCAGUACCUGGUGAAUUACGAGCUUAUGAAAAAGCUUUUCAAGAAUUUGGUGGAGGUAUUGUAACAUGGAAAGAACUUUUUGAACCAACAAUUCGAUUGUGUCGAGAUGGUUUUGAGAUUAGUAUAUCACAAGGUACAGCUAUUCAACAACAAACAAAUAAUAUCCUUGCUGAUUCUGCAUUAAGAGAACUUUUCGUCAAAAAUCGAGAGACAAAUGAAUUAUACAAAGCUGGUGAUAUAAUGAAACGACCAAAAUUAGCUGAUACACUUGAAAUAAUUGCUAACCAAGGUGCCGAUGCAUUCUAUACAGGUGUUUUAGCUGAUAAAAUUGUUAGGGAAAUUGAAGCUAAAGGCGGAAUUAUAACAAAAGAAGAUCUUGCUAAUUAUACAGUUGAUUUUCGUGAAGCAUUAAGUGUUGAUAUUGGUAAUUCAUCUACUGCAUAUACAACACAAGCACCAACAAGUGGACCACUUCUUACUUUUAUGUUAAAUAUAAUGCAAGGUUACAAUAUGCAAGUACAAGAUUUACAGCAACCAGAAUCAUCUGCUUUAUUUUAUCAUCGUCUUAUUGAAGCAUUUAAAUUUGCUUAUGCAAAAAGAAGUGAACUUGGUGAUCCAUUGAAAAUAGAUAUUGAUGACCUUAUCCAUAAUUUAACAUCAAAAGAUUAUGCCGAUAGUAUUCGUGCAAAAGUCGAUGAUUCUAAAACAUUUGGGUUUGAAUAUUAUGGUGGAACUUGGCUAGAUAGAUAUACAGUAGGAACAGCUCAUUUAUCAGUUGUUGGACUUGAUGGUGAUGCUGUUGCAUUAACAUCAACUGUUAAUCUCUAUUAUGGUUCAAAAGUCCUUGGUCCUGAAACUGAUAUUUUUUAUAAUAAUGAAAUGGACGAUUUUUCAACACCAAAUACAACUAAUUAUUUUGGUGUACCAGCAAGUCCAGCUAAUUAUAUAGCACCAGGCAAACGACCAGUUUCAUCCAUGUCACCUGUAAUUAUUAUAGAUAAAGAAAGUAAACGUAUCCAACAAGUUUUAGGUGCUAGUGGUGGUACAAGAAUAACAACAAGUAUUGCUCAAGUUUCAUUGCUUAAUUUAUGGUUUAAUAAAAAUAUUAAAGAUGCAAUUGAUGCUCCACGUCUUCAUUCUCAAUUAUUACCACAAGAAGUUAUUGCUGAACGUGGUUUUGAUUAUAAUAUUUUACAACGAUUAAAACAACGUGGACAUAAUAUAACAUGUGGUUCUUUUGGUGGAUCUACUAUACAAGGUAUUGAAUGGCGUGAUGAAGCAAAUCAAUACUGGGCAAACUGUGAUAUACGUAAAGGUGGCGCACCCGACGGAAUAUAA
This is a messenger RNA of Adineta steineri, 1863 nucleotides long. Lineage: Eukaryota; Metazoa; Rotifera; Eurotatoria; Adinetida; Adinetidae. The record is from the annotation of a GenBank genome assembly.